ACGGGUUACGUGUUACUACGUAACACGUCACAUGGCUCAACUUCCUAAGAAGUCGGACAUUUUGAGAUCAUCGAGUGGCAGAUAAGCUAAUUUUGAUCUUUAUUUAAACCUUAAAUAUAAUCUGAUGUGUUCAGGUUUAAACUCAGGUUCAGUUAUUGAGUGAAAACACCAACAGACUCAGACAUUUAGAACAAACUAAGAGUCAGAUCAGCAGAAACAGAGAACACGGACAUGUCUGCUGUAACUGCGUCACUCUGCUCCACGCUGAUGUUUGUCCUGUUCGUCUCUGCAGACCAGAAAAACAUCACAGCUGAGUCUGGACAGGACGUCACUCUGACAUGUCGAGCUCCAAACAACAACAUCAUCAGUUUAGAGUGGAGCAGAGCUGACCUGGGAGAUGAAUAUGUGCUUUUGUACCGGGAUGGAAAGUUUGUUCCAGCCAACCAGCAUCCAUCUUUUAAGAACCGGGUGGAUCUGCAGGACAGACAGAUGAAGGAUGGAGACGUGUCUUUGAUUCUGAAGGAUGUGACGAUUAAUGAUGCUGGAACAUAUGAGUGUGGUGUCGUCCAGACAGGAACAGAGCAUUUGAAUCCCAUCAACACCACCAACCUUCAUGUUGUUCCUCCAGGUCAGACAGGAGGACAAGAGAAGGAUGAAGACAACAAAGAUGGAGGAAAGGAAGACAGGUGGACUGCUGGACUGAUAGUUGGUCUGUCAGUUCUUGUUGCUGCUGUUGUUGGUUUCCUGAUCUACAGAAGAUGUAAACUGAAUCCUGCUGAUCCACAUGUAGCAGAGCGUCUUCAGCAUGAUUGUCAAAAAAACAUCACAGCUGAGUCUGGACAGAAGAACAUCACUCUUCUAUGCCGAGCUCCAAACAACGGAUACCCUCAGAUGACUGUAGAGUGGAGCAGACUUGACCUGGGGGAUCGAUAUGUGCUUUUGUAUCGGGACAGUCACUUUAAUUCACACAACCAGCAUCCAUCUUUUAAGAACCGGGUGGAUCUGCGGGACAGACAGAUGAAGGAUGGAGACGUGUCUUUGAUUCUGAUGAAUGUGACGAUUAAUGACACUGGAACAUACGAGUGUGGUGUCGUCCAGAAAGAAGGUUUAAAGCUCAUCAACAGCACCAACCUUCAUGUUGAUCCUCCAGGUCAGACAGGAGGACAAGAGAAGGAUGAAGACAAAGAGAAGAAGGAGGAUGGAUCUGUUGGACUGAUUGCUGGUCUGAUAGUUUCUUCUGUUCUUCUUGUUGCUGCUGUUGUUGGAUUUUUGAUCUACAGAAAAUAUAAACAACAGCAGAGUGAGGAAACAAGCCAGCCUCCUGUUGAGCUGCAGCAGGCUGAAAUGUCUCAGAGUUCUUCCAACUUUGAUUCUGCUGCUGCUGUUCAGAGUUCUGGGUGUUGUCAGUGUUUAAAAUCCUGCAGAAACAGAUGAACUGAGCACAGACAGCAGGCCCACAGUACUGUAGGUUUAUUUCAUUUUAAUCUUUAAUGGCUGCUUCUGUUUCUGCUGACAGCUCAUCUCAGUGGACGACUUUCAUCUUUAAAACAAGUCUUUAUAUUUCAGCUCUGUAGUUCACUGGAACAUCCAGAGGGCUGUGACUACAAAUCAGCUUCAACACAGUCAGACUUUCUUUGUGUUAGCUGGCUCAACUAAACCUGAAACUGCAGUCAGAGACAGCAGGUAUCACCAUGGUGAUUAUCAACUUCCUCUGUUACCCUGGCUCUCUGCUUCAGGCUCUGAGCACGCUCAGAUGAAAAGGAGCGUUUCAUGUGUCAUGUGACUUUUCCUCUACACAAAAUGAUCCCUGUGAGCGCCACUCAGUCCAAUCAGAGGCAUUACUCAUUGAUAACUUCACUAAUGUCUCCACUAAAUGAAUACAGGUACAUUGUGACAAUGAGAUGUGCAGUUUAGCUUCAUUCAGUGUUUUCAGUAAGUUACAGUUUAACAAGCUGCACAUAUAAAACAUUUCAUCCAGCAGAGAAUCUGCAUCACAGUGAAAACGUGGCUCUAACAGCUGAUUUAAAAACAAAACUCUGAACAUGACCUGCUCCUGACCAGGUGAUGUUUCACCAUCAGUUACCAUGGUGAUUUAGCCUCUUUCUGACACAGAAAGCUCUGACUUUGAGUGUGACACAGCUCACUGAGACAUUACUCUGGUUUUGUUGUGCUCUGAGGUUCAGUUUUUCAAAAUUAGAAAAUCUCAAAGUAAAACGCUUUAAAACUCUACAGCUGCUGUCAGCAAAAAUAACUUUUAACUCUUCAAACAAAUGAAAUCAACACUUGAACAUUUUUCACUUUGAUGGUUUUGUUUCCACUGACUGUAGUUACAUCAUUUUGAGCUCAGAUUACACAUUUAUGAAAUAUGUUCACAACUUAAUCUGAUGUGUGAUUUCAGUUUCUCCUUGUCUUUGUGAUGUGUGGUUUGUUUACCCUCAGUAUCCAUGAGCAGUGUCACAGACCUGGGAUCAGUGUUUUUGUUUAUAAGAUCAAAUAUGACCUCAUCAUGUGAGUUUAAGCUUUGGACCACAAAACUUCAACAACACUAAUCCUCAAUCAGCUGUUUCACUAAAAUUACAUCCAAGUACAAACUGAUCCCAUCGUUCAUGCAUCAAUUUGUAGCUGACAGAUGGUUGCCUAGGUAACCCUCUAAUGUAUUUACUGCUGGUACAUUCAUCACUCAGCAGUACGAUUUAAUCUGAUUGGUUGUCACUUCAAUAGUUCUCAAGUAAAGAAAAGUUUACCUCAGUACUCGCUCACUUCAAAUCACUGAUCAGUUAUUUCCUCGUCUGAGUUUCGUUGACCUUUCGUGACCUCUGACUGCUGCUGGUCUCUUUGUGUGAACACUUUUCACUGAAACUGGAAA
Molecule: messenger RNA, 2866 nt
Organism: Oreochromis niloticus (Nile tilapia)
Lineage: Eukaryota; Metazoa; Chordata; Actinopteri; Cichliformes; Cichlidae
Exons: 5
Coding region: 232-1434 (400 amino acids)
Biological process (GO): cellular response to lipopolysaccharide; immune response; negative regulation of T cell proliferation
Cellular component (GO): external side of plasma membrane
Source: RefSeq, a predicted model, not a curated record